AAUACGCGCACUUCAACGCUAACUUUCUCAGAGCACAUAGUCGUACUGGUUACUGCCAAACACGGCUUGAGCUGAGAAGACAUCACGCCGCGGUCACCUCUGAACAAACAUAUUUUCCCCCAACUUUAAUACAGAGAUUAGACGAUUUUGGAGGUUUUACGCACAGCGCCAGGGCUUCUGGUGACUUGUGUUUAGUCUGACAGUAGAGUUGUGUGAAAAUCUCGAUCACUUGGGCUUUUUUGUGGCGGACUUGUUGUCAACAUAAUGUGGGGCAUCCAAAGGACGCGGUAUGCAGACUGCAACGGCUCUGAAGCCAGCGAAGAGAUCGAGGUUGUUGUUAACAUCGGCGGGGUGAAACAGGUGUUGUUUGGGGACGUGUUGAAUCGCUACCCGGACACCCGGCUAGCAGAACUGGUGGACUGUUCACUUAAGUCUUCUGAAGAAAUAUCUUUACUAUGUGACGACUACGAUCCUGACACGGGAGAAUUUUAUUUUGACAGAGAUCCUGAGGCAUUUAAGUGUAUAAUUGAACUGUAUUGUUAUGGAGAGAUUCACAUGAAACGAGGCAUCUGUCCAAUUUGUUUUAUGAAGGAGAUGGAGUUCUGGAAGAUCGACUCUGAUUUUCUGGACGAGUGUUGUAAAUGCCACCUGCAGGAGGUAGAAGAUGAACUUGCAGAGAUCGCAGAGAAAGUGAAAACUAUCCUGGUGGACCGAGAUGGAGAUCCGUCUGCUGCAGGAUGGCAACGCUUCCAGAUGUGCCUCUGGAGGCUGAUGGAGAAGCCGGAGUCCUCACUGCCUGCGCACAUAAUCGCUAUAGUUUCUUUCAUCUUCAUCCUGGUCUCCUCCGUGGUGAUGUGUGUGGGGACCCUCCCCGACCUGCAGGUGGAGGACUCGGAGGGUAACCUCACAGAGAACCCAACUCUGGAGAUCAUCGAGACGGUGUGCAUCGGCUGGUUCACUAUUGAAUACACCCUGCGUCUAAUCUCCUCCCCAAAUAAAACAAAAUUUGUCCUGGCUUUCAUGAACAUUAUCGACUUCAUGGCGAUCAUGCCCUUUUUCGUGGUGCUGAUUCUGACCUCUUUCGGCACAGGAGUGAUGGAGCUGGCUAAUGUGCAGCAGGCGGUGCAGGCUUUACGCAUAAUGCGCAUUGCACGCAUUUUCAAGCUGGCACGACAUUCCUCUGGACUCCAGACCCUCACAUCUGCCCUGAAGAGCAGCUUCAAAGAGCUCGGGCUGCUCCUCAUGUAUAUGGGCGUGGGGGUCUUCCUUUUCUCCGCAUUGGGCUACACCAUGGAGCAGAACCACCCGGAAACCUUGUUCACCAGCAUCCCACAGUCGUUCUGGUGGGCUGUGAUCACCAUGACCACAGUGGGCUAUGGAGACGUAUACCCCAAAACCACGUUAGGUCGGUGUAACGCUGCCAUCAGCUUUUUGUGCGGGGUGAUCGCCAUAGCGCUGCCUAUACACCCCAUCAUCAACAAUUUUGUCUUGUUCUACAACAAGCAACAGGUGCUGGAGACCGCUGCCAAGCAUGAGAUUGAACUGAUGGCGCUGCGCUCCGGCGAUGGCGAGCAGGAGGCUUCACCCGGCGCCCAUAAUCAUGUUUGCGGUGCAAAGGUCUGGGACACCGCCAUGCACUCCUGUCACAGUGACACAUACAUACCCUUGCUGAAGGAUCCCAGGGGAGGGGCAGGGAUCCAGACCCCCAGCAUGGACACAAGCUUUGAAAGCACAGCCGAGACCACUGAAUAUUUCAUCUCAUAAACCCCCCCAAAAACUCUGCUUCACCUGAGAAGACUGCAACAAAAUGAUAAACAACACAUCCAAUUAAUUACUAAUUUUUGACUCAUUUAAACAUAACCCGAACGAUUUAGGGUUAACGAUACCACGAUGACUGGAGGCAUAAUUGUAAAUAGCCUCGUAGAAAUAUUAGGACCGCAGUAACGCUCUCCAAGGACCGUUAAUGCAUUUGAGGAAUCGCGCCUUUUAAAGUGACAUAUGUGUGAGAUAUUGACUUGAUGAGCUGUGCCUUUGCGCAGUGACUCCCUAUAGGGCUGAGGGCUUCUCUUUGAACAGCCAGUACACCGAUUCCCCCAUGUAGGCUUCUUAUAUAACCCCGCUAUCCCCAAUCCUCACACUCAUACUGUAGACUGCUCUGUAGCUUAUUCCUCUGUACAGAUGAAGGCCUAUUUAUCACAAUUAAUUUUUUUUUUUUUUAUAAUACAGAUUGGCAGCUCCUCCAGCCAAAAAAGAGAAAUCAUUCCAUGGUUGGUUUAUGAAAGAUGUACAGGCAUGACAACAAAACGGAGGUAAACCUGUUGGUAUUUAAUAGUGAUAGAAAGUUAUCAUGCCAUACAUUUCAACGAGGUCAAUAUAAAGACACACAGUACACCAGAGAAGCAGUUUAAUGUCUGUUUCUGCUGGUGAGCUUCAGUAAUUUCUGUAACUGACACUAUGAUUGUGAGGUAAUUAAUCAGAUAUACAGUAAAACUACUGUGCAGGAAUGGUAAAAGCAGUGACUGUGUCAAUAGGCCGCAGGUCCAGAUAGGAUCAUGUAAUCAACACCAGGACCUCAGAAGUUUCCUUGGCUGCAGGACUUGCUCCUACUGUAUAAUGGGUUUGAAUCUAGCAGCAGAUGUCACCACUCUGCUCUUCCCUGGAGGUCGUAUGGAAUAAGUUGAUCACCGAAUUAUGGGCGAGGGGAAGGAGCAACAGGCUGGAGGUUAAACAAAAAUAAUCCCAACGGCUGAAUUAUUAAACUUUGAAAUUGGGCUCUUUUUUUUAGAGUGCAAGCUAACCUGAAAAUCUGAGUGGAUAAGAAGGAUUUCUGAUGAGAAUAUAAAUAAAUCAUAUGAAUAUG
Messenger RNA from Etheostoma spectabile (orangethroat darter), 2860 nucleotides. Its product is annotated as potassium voltage-gated channel subfamily F member 1. The record is from RefSeq and is a predicted model, not a curated record. The transcript has a single exon. Gene Ontology annotation, cellular component: voltage-gated potassium channel complex; membrane. Gene Ontology annotation, biological process: action potential; potassium ion transmembrane transport; protein homooligomerization. The coding region runs from base 265 to 1764 and encodes 499 amino acids. Gene Ontology annotation, molecular function: voltage-gated potassium channel activity. NCBI's taxonomy places the organism in Eukaryota, Metazoa, Chordata, Actinopteri, Perciformes, Percidae.